AUGUACGGCCCAGUUGAAAUCUACAAGAGAUCAGGAAACCAAGCUGUUUCCAUCAAUUCCCCUCCGCCAGAGUCAGAUAUCAACUUGACUGAACAUGGUUCAGAUUGGUUGUGGGCUGCUUUCUCCUUGUUUGCCUUGUUUGCCGUAGUGCAUGGCUUUAUCUAUAGCUUGACCAGUGUACGUCGCAGCGGCUUAAAGAAAUCACUCUUGAUGAUUCCACUCUGGACUAAUGCAGUCAUGGCUUUUGCUUACUAUACAUAUGCUUCAAACUUGGGUUACACUUGGAUCGAGACUGAAUUCAAUCACGUGACUACUGAUCGUGGCCUUGGUGUGCGUCAAAUCUUUUAUGCCAAGUAUAUCGGCUGGUUCUUGUCAUGGCCAUUUGUCUUGACUGUGUUCAGUAUUGUGACACAUACCACAUUGACCGAUGACAGAGAUGACUUGUUGAAAAGAAUUGUUCAGACUUUUUCCUCUAUAUUCACUAGGUUUUUGGCGAUAGAAGUGUUUGUUUUGGGCUUGUUGAUUGGCUCUUUAAUCAAGUCCACCUACAAAUGGGGUUACUUCACAUUUGCUGCAGUCGCCAUGAUCUUUGCCAUGUACUUGGUUGCCACUGACUUGCAUUACAGCUUUAGAGGUCCCUCAACCAAUCUUCCCGGAAAUAUCAUCAUUAUUUUCUUUUUCGUUGUGUGGAUUUUGUACCCAGUUUGUUGGGGCUUAUCUGAAGGUGGUAAUGUGAUUCAGCCAGACUCAGAAGCUGUGUUUUACGGUAUCUUGGACUUGAUCACUUUUGGCUUUGUGCCAAUUAUCUUGACCUGGAUUGCCAUCAACAAUGUUGACGAAGAUUUCUUCACCAAGAUCUGGCACUUCCAUGUCAAGCCUGAUGGAAGUGGCCACGUGGCUGAUCCCGAGAAGGAGAUUGACCAAACACCAAGACACUCGGGAGACACUGCAGUCCCACCAAGUGGAGUGCCAAUUGCCGAGGAAACCGAUGUUGUUGUUGAAGAGCCAGCAACAAGAGUUUAG
Molecule: messenger RNA, 1023 nt
Organism: Lodderomyces elongisporus
Lineage: Eukaryota; Fungi; Ascomycota; Pichiomycetes; Serinales; Debaryomycetaceae
Gene: HSP31
Product: opsin family protein
Exons: 1
Coding region: 1-1023 (340 amino acids)
Cellular component (GO): plasma membrane; endoplasmic reticulum
Source: RefSeq, a predicted model, not a curated record